CCCUUUUAAACCACGAGAAAUCCCAGAAAUCUGUUCUAAACCACCACCAGAAAAAACCGAUAAGGCUGUUGAUGGUGAGAAAAAAGGGUAUGAUCCUGAACUUGGUGAUGAAUCCGAUGAUGAAUCUAAUGAUGAUUCCGAUGACGAUAUCGGGGGAAUUGCUAUUGCGGGGGGGAAUGCUAUUGCAAUCCAGAGGAUCCUCUUAUGCAAAAAAUGAUGUCGGAGGACUUUGACUCUGAUGAUGAGCGGGAGUUCGCACUCAUGCUUUCUAAUGCUAACAUUACUAUAAAGAUGCCAGAAGUCCCUGCACACAGAGAGACCGUUCAAGAGACUGAUUCAGACGAUGAAGAGAAGACGAAUGAAUUGUUUUGGCAAUACCGAAAACAAGUUGCGGAUAGCAAUGGCUUUGAGGUGGACAAAUAUCCGCUUUUAUCUUCUUAUUUGGGUUUAAUUAGCCCAAUUUCCUGGGUCAACGAGAGCGAAGGCCUACCAAAGCGUAUCGAAAAGCUCUCAAAAAAAGCAAUUCGGCAGUACGAUAGAGAUUAUAAGGUAAAUUAUGACUUUGUGAAGGUUCAGAAGGCAAAUCAGUCGCUUGUUGCUGGUUUUAUCUAUUAUAUUACUUUUGAGGCCAAGGAUGCUAAUGAUGGUGGGUCUAAAAUCUUUCAAGCUGAGGUGUUCGAUGGAAUUGAGAAGACUGAGGUUGUGUCCUGUAGGCCUAAACCUCCUACAUAAUUCAUCAAGGUAAAAUUUAUUCAUUAAUUAGAUUGCAAUAUUGAUAUUAUUUGACUUUGAUUUACUAAAUUUUGAGACUCAAUGUUAAUGUUUUGGUAACACACUAUUCAGCAAUGAAUCGGCUGGUACAUAAAAUUGGCUGUACAUAAGAUUUAGUCAUUAGAACCCAUACAUAAGAUUUAGUUAAUAGUAGUCUGUGUAGAGAAAAUAAUGAAGAUAUUUGUGUCUAGUAGACUAGUUUGUAUAUUUGUUUGCAUUG
This is a messenger RNA of Cornus florida, 991 nucleotides long. Its product is annotated as multicystatin-like. The record is from RefSeq and is a predicted model, not a curated record. The transcript is spliced from 3 exons. The coding region runs from base 205 to 732 and encodes 175 amino acids. Gene Ontology annotation, molecular function: cysteine-type endopeptidase inhibitor activity. NCBI's taxonomy places the organism in Eukaryota, Viridiplantae, Streptophyta, Magnoliopsida, Cornales, Cornaceae.